UUGUCAUUCAUGCAACAAUGUGCUGGCUCCUGCAGAUACAUUGUAAUGUGCAAAUAGCAGCACUGCAUUCGCCCCUUUCCAUUAUAAGUCGAAGAGGAUUCCAGAGGGCAAAAUCAAGAGGCUACAUAUUGUCUUCUGAACAGGCACCUUGUUAUGUGAGACAGUGAGUGCUCCUCGGUUACAGUUGGUCUUUAGGAAAAUGGCCGACAUCCGAGCAACAUUUUCAUUUUACCACUAGAUGACUCUAGUGUUUCAGUGGGAGAUCUGGAGAACAAAGAUAUAUACAGUAGAUAGAUGUCUGUCUUCCAGCCUGAGAGAAGACAGAGACCCCAUCACCCAGACCAACAGUACCUGGAUAUAACAGCUAAUUAUUAUCAGACCAUUGAAAUGUGAGGAAACGGAGACUCUUUAAUUAAUGUCACAAAUCUCAGAGGAUGGAUAAGGACACGGGUCAUGUAACUGAGCAAAUAUUCAGUCUCACCCUGGAGAUCAUCUUCUUGCUGACUGGAGAGGAUUAUACAGUAGUGAAGAAGACAUCUAGGGAUUGUGUGACACCCAGGAGCCAUCCCCGUGUGUCAGGAGGACUGAGCAGGACCCAGAGCCUCAUCCCGGUGCCUCCACCUCACUCACUGAUACAUGAGAGACACAAUGACCAGAAGAUCCUGGAAAUCACCAACAAGAUCAUUCAGCUGCUGACUGGAGAGGUUCCUAUAAGGUGUGAGGAUGUCACUGUCUAUUUCUCCAUGGAGGAGUGGGAGUAUAUAGAGGAACACAGGGGUCUGUACAAGGACGUGAUGAUGGAGAAUCACCGGCCCCUUACAUCACUGGAUGGGGCCAGUAACAGGAAUACCCCAGAGAGAUGUCCCCGUCCUCUUUAUUCCCAGGAUCAUACAGAGGAGAAUCACAGUGUCCCACAGGAGAGACGGGGUGAAGAUCAUAUUGAUGUUAAAGUAGAAGAUAUAAAAGUAGAAGAGCAGACACAUGUGAUGGGUGAUCAGCAGUGUAAGGAGGAGGAAAUCCCUACAGAUAUCAGCACAGAUGGAUGUAUAACAUGGAAUAUCCUUGCGGAAAAUCUGCUUUUAUCUCCAGACUGUAAGACAGAAGACGGCAAUGUCACAGGAGACUCUCCAGGAGAAGACCCCAUGACCCCAACUAUACAUCCAUUGCGUCACAGUGUGGCUAUAUCAUCCUGCCUCACUAAUCGUCAGGAAUGUUUCCCUGAUGACUCAGAUACUGGUACAUGUAGUACACCUCUAAGAAGGGAUCAGCUAUCCCCCGAUUCUAUAUGCAGGGCAUGGUUUGCUCAGGAUGCCACACUUUUUGCUUGCCCGCCAGCCCACACCAUCAAGAAGUCAUUUCCAUGCUCUGAGUGUGAAAAGUGUUUUACACAUAAAUCGGCUCUCGUCACCCAUCAGAAAGUUCACACGGGUGAGAAGCCCUUUACAUGUCCUGAGUGCGGGAAAUGUUUUACACAGAAAUCGGCCCUUGUGACGCACCAAAAAUUCCACAUGGGUGAGAGGCCCUUUCCGUGCUCCGAUUGCGGCAAAUGUUUCACGCAGAAAUCUGAUCUUUUUAAACAUGAGAGGAUCCACACUGGGGAGAGGCCAUUCCCCUGCUCCGAAUGUGGGAAAGGUUUUACCCAGAAAUCGGACCUUUUUAAACACCAGAGGACUCAUACCGGGGAGAAGCCGUUUUCCUGUCCGGAGUGUGGGAAAUUUUUUACACACAAAUCGGUUCUUUUCAACCAUCAGAGAACGCACACGAGCGAGAAGCCAUUUACAUGUGCCGAGUGUGGGAAAUGUUUUACCAGGAAGGCAAACUUUGUCGAGCAUCAGAGAGCUCACAAAGGCGAGAAGCCGUUUUUAUGUUCGGAAUGCGGGAAGUGUUUUACGAGGCAAGUCAGCCUCAUUGAACAUCAGAGAGUCCACACUGGGCAGAAGGCCUUUCUGUGCUCUGAGUGCGGGAGAUGUUUUACAGAAAUAUCCGCUUUAGCCGUACACCAGAGAAGUCACACCUGCAAGAGGCCGUACCCAUGCUCCGAGUGCGGAAAUUGCUUUGCAGAUAAAUCUGUUCUCGUCACACACCAGCGAAUUCACACUGGCGAGAAGCCAUUUCCGUGCCCUGACUGUGGGAAAAAGUUUAGGCAGAGAUCUGUUCUAGUCAGGCACCGGAGAAUUCACACGGGAGAGAAGCCAUUUCCUUGCUCUGAGUGUGGGAAGUGUUUUAGGCAGAAGCCGCAUCUUGUAAAGCAUUACGUAAUUCACUCACACUUACACAGGUGAUUUGCAUGUCGGUACGGGGGAAAUGUGUUCUUACUGUAAGAAGAGACGACAUUAAAACGGACACACGCUU
This is a messenger RNA of Pseudophryne corroboree (corroboree frog), 2352 nucleotides long. RefSeq names its product gastrula zinc finger protein XlCGF26.1-like. The record is from RefSeq and is a predicted model, not a curated record. Bases 435 to 2282 code for a protein of 615 amino acids. The transcript has 7 exons. Lineage: Eukaryota; Metazoa; Chordata; Amphibia; Anura; Myobatrachidae. Gene Ontology annotation, biological process: regulation of DNA-templated transcription.